Calypte anna (Anna's hummingbird) is the source of this 6921-nucleotide messenger RNA. RefSeq names its product acyl-CoA synthetase long chain family member 4 (gene ACSL4). Lineage: Eukaryota; Metazoa; Chordata; Aves; Apodiformes; Trochilidae. The transcript is spliced from 14 exons. Bases 1406 to 3541 code for a protein of 711 amino acids. Gene Ontology annotation, molecular function: arachidonate-CoA ligase activity. Gene Ontology annotation, biological process: neuron differentiation; long-chain fatty acid metabolic process; long-chain fatty-acyl-CoA metabolic process. The record is from RefSeq and is a predicted model, not a curated record. Gene Ontology annotation, cellular component: endoplasmic reticulum; plasma membrane; lipid droplet.
UCUAUGGGCUCAAUUAAAAAAUUAAUGUGGUGAUAAUGCUAUUUUUAGUAUCUGCAGCUCUCAAUCUUACAUUACACUAAAUGCUGUUGAUAUUGGCAACAACACAACUGCAGAUUUUUAAAUUCUCAUUAAAAAUCCCAACAACCAAUUUUGCAAUAAGCCAGGGCAUUACUCACACCCCUGGGUGUCUGAGGUGCUGCUUUUUUGUUAGUUCACAUUGGCCUUUUAUUUUUCCUGCUGUGUGCACAGUUUAGGAUGUGUUUGCAGUCUGUGUUUGCAUGUCAUCCAGGUGAAGAUAAAAACUUAUAUGUUUGACAUGCCAGUGCAGACCAGUUACAGACCAGAGGGCUAAGCCCAGGUGUGCUUUGCUAUGAUGCUUUUGUUUUCCUCCCACUCACCUUUGGUCUUGAUUCAGGUCCAGUUCUCUUUAAUGAGAAAGUAUUUCUAACAUGCAGACAAAACCUUACCAAAUUGUGCUUUAUUUUAUAUUGGAUUAAAUUGGUCCAAUUGGAUUCCAUUUUCCAUACCUGGAGUUCUGAAAUGCCUCUAUUGAACUACUUUUUUUCAACAGGGGAAAACAAAUUUGUGAAAUCUCUUUCCAAGUGUCUGACAUUUAUAGUUGAAAACUAAUAGGUUAAAAAUCCAGUUCCUGGGCAAAGUUAAUGAAGCCAUUUUGGAAUAUUACAUCAUUUUAGAUUACAACAUGAAAAAUUUUGAGGACUUUAUGUCAAGACACACUUGUUCUAAUCUGAAUAUAAAUUGAUACAAUAUUCUGAAAAGCAGUAAAGAAAUCUACUGCAUUUUUUCUCUGUAGCACAAAUAUUUAAGGGGAAAGCAGCUUGUUGACCUCUGUAAUUACGCAAUUGUAGCAUUGCUCAAGUGACUUAAACACAAUAUUAUGAUGUGAAGGACAAACUCCAUCUCAACAGCCCUGAACUAUUCAAACAGAGAUAGCGGGGAAAAGUCUUUGAAAAGUAAAUAUUUGCGGAUACAACAAACAAGUAUGGAAAAGAUUCAUCCUCUUUUACCUCCAGAGCUCCCCUGCUCUGUCAUGCAGCUUACAUGCCUCUUAAAGCAGUUACUUCAGUCUCCUUUGUCUUGAUGCAUUUGAAGUGAAGUCAUAGGACUAAAACUAAUGAACUGACUGUAACAUUACUAAUUUAAUUCUUUUUUUUUUUUUUUCUUUUUUUUUCUCUGCUCUCUGCUUGGCUCUGGUCAUCACCCACAGGUGUCCACUGUUGGCUCUCAAAGGUUACUAAAAUUUUAGCAGCUGCUCUGAAGCAGAACUACCUAAGCUUCACUUACUGUUGCAUCUCCCUACAUCACACUGUGCUGCUGCUUUGCUCUUGCCUGCCUCAGAACACAAUAAGAGAUUUUCUUUUUUUUUUUUUUUUAAGUACCUGCAAUGAAACUUAAGCUAGAAGUACGUUCCAUUCUCUUGCUGCCUGUGUACCUGUUAAUAUCUGUAUACAGUAUACUUGUUUUUAUUCCAUGGUAUUUUCUUACCAAUGCCAAGAAGAAAAAGGCAAUGGCAAAACGUUUAAAAGCUAAACCCAUCUCGGACAAGCCUGGGAGCCCGUACCGCUCUGUCACUCACCUUGACUCACUAGCACACAUCAACAUUCCUGGAGCAGACACAUUGGACAAGCUCUUUGACCAUGCCUUGGAAAAGUUUGGGAAGAAGGACUGCCUAGGGACCAGAGAAAUACUGAGCGAAGAAAAUGAAAUGCAACCAAAUGGCAAAGUGUUCAAAAAGUUAAUAUUAGGAACUUACAGAUGGUUAUCCUAUGAAGAAGUAAAUGAGAAAGUGAAUCGCUUGGGGAGUGGACUUACUGCCCUGGGACUAACCCCAAAGAGCACAGUUGUCAUAUUCUGUGAGACCCGAGCAGAAUGGAUGAUUACAGCUUUAACCUGCUUCAAGUACAACUUCCCUCUUGUUACUCUGUAUGCCACCCUGGGUGAAGAGGCAGUAACCUAUGGGCUCAACGAGUGUGGAGCAUCCUAUCUGGUCACCAGUGUAGAACUUCUGGAGAGCAAACUUAAGGCUGCACUGCCACAAGUCUCCUGUCUUAAACAUAUUAUUUAUGUGGACAAAAAGCCUAUCAAUAAAUCAGAAUAUCCUGAAAAUGUGGAGAUUCACAGUAUGCAGACAGUAGAAGAGCUGGGAGCCAGACCAGAAAACUCAAGCAUUCUGCCAAGCAGACCUGUGCCUACAGACUUGGCUUUAGUAAUGUACACCAGUGGCUCUACUGGGAGACCUAAAGGAGUGAUGAUGAUGCAUAAAAACUUAAUAGCUGGAAUGACAGGACAGUGUGAGAGGAUACCUGGACUGGGACCCAAGGAUACUUACAUUGGUUAUUUGCCUCUGGCCCAUGUAUUAGAACUGACAGCAGAAAUUUCUUGCAUCACUUAUGGCUGCAGAAUUGGCUAUUCCUCUCCACUCACGCUAUCGGAUCAGUCAAGUAAAAUUAAGAAGGGAAGCAAAGGAGACUGUACUGUACUAAAGCCUACCCUGAUGGCAGCUGUGCCUGAAAUAAUGGACAGAAUUUAUAAAAAUGUCAUGAGUAAAGUCCAAGAGAUGAACUACAUUCAGAGAACUCUUUUCAAGAUAGGCUAUGACUACAAAUUGGAACAGAUCAAGAGGGGAUAUGAUGCACCUCUGUGUAACGUGUUAUUGUUUAAAAAAGUAAAGGCACUACUGGGAGGGAAUGUCCGUAUGAUGCUUUCUGGAGGAGCACCACUCUCACCUCAGACACAGAGAUUCAUGAACAUCUGUUUUUGCUGCCCUGUUGGUCAAGGCUACGGCCUAACAGAAACGUGUGGAGCUGGAACAAUUACAGAAGUUGCUGAUUACAGCACUGGCAGAGUUGGAGCUCCUCUUAUUUGCUGUGAAAUAAAACUGAGAGACUGGCAGGAAGGGGGCUAUACUAAUAAAGACAAGCCAAAUCCUAGAGGAGAAAUUAUAAUUGGUGGACCUAAUGUCUCCAUGGGAUAUUUUAGAAAUGAAGAGAAGACAGCAGAAGAGUUCUCCACUGAUGAGAAUGGGCAGAGGUGGUUCUGUACAGGAGAUAUAGGGGAAUUUCAUCCAGAUGGGUGUCUGCAGAUCAUAGAUCGUAAGAAAGACCUGGUGAAGCUACAAGCAGGAGAAUAUGUAUCUCUGGGCAAAGUAGAGGCAGCACUGAAGAACUGUCCAUUGAUUGACAAUAUCUGUGCUUAUGCCAAAAGUGACCAGUCCUAUGUGAUCAGUUUUGUGGUUCCUAACCAGAAGAAGCUGACAGCAUUAGCUGAGCAGAAAGGCAUCAGUGGCACCUGGGUAGAUAUUUGUAACAAUCCCACAAUGGAAGCUGAAAUACUGCGAGAGAUUAAAGAAGUGGCAAACAAGAUGAAAUUAGAAAGGUUUGAGAUACCCAUCAAGGUACGGCUCAGCCCUGAACCAUGGACCCCAGAGACUGGGUUAGUAACAGAUGCUUUCAAGCUGAAAAGGAAAGAACUGAAAAACCAUUACCUCAACGACAUUGAAAGAAUGUAUGGAGGCAAAUAAAACAAGCUGUGAGCAGACAGUUGUGCAGAGUUCCUUCUCAUGCCUCAGUCUUGGAUGUCUGUGUAUACUGUAGAUAUCGCACAUUCAGAAAACACACCAAAUGGAGGAAGGUUUUUACAAUCUCUAUGAAGUACAACAGAAUAUUUUAGACUCCAAAUUAUUAAUUAUUAGCAGGUUGGACAGUGAUGGUCUUCAUAGAUUUUCAUGUGAUCAUCUACAGAUUGGAGGCAGACAUUAUGUGAAGCAGCAUGACCUGGUAAUUUUAUUAUUAUUGUUUCUCUAGCAUAUUCAGACUGUUUGCAGCUUCUCUUUUACUUCAUUCUGAAGACUGGCCUAUAUUUCAAAGUGAAAAAUUAAUGUAACUGUGAUUUUUCUGUCAUAGUAAGAUACCUAGAGAGGCAGGAAAAGAGUAUUUAAAGUCUACCAUUCUCCAUUUGAAAACAAACAGGACAACAUUAGUCAAGAACUUCCUAGAGAUUACUAAUAAUGCAGUGCUUGAGAAUGGAUGAAUUAUUCUGCACAUCAGUUAGUGUCUUGCAUAUUUACAGUGCCUAAAAAAGAGUACAGAGUACACUUACUGAAAUGAAGGUGAACUGAAAAGCUUUGUAAAACAAAGUUAUUUGAAAUUUCAUUCAAGAGCAUUGAAUUAACUGUUUCAACUUCCAACUCACCAAAUACGUUUUUACUUGCCAUUGUGUUUUAAUUCAAGCAGAGCUUUCCACUAGAACACACAGCAUAAAAGACAACAGACUUGCACUGCUACAGGAGGUACUGAUGAGAAAUCAUCACCUGAAAGCAGAAUGCACAACUUGCAUCUGGCAAACAACAGUGAAAUUGAUGGCAGUUGUCUCUAAGUAGAUUUGAAACUCCAAUGAGUUUUGUUUGUUGAGUUUUUUUAAGGGGUGGUUGGUGAUUUUAAGGCACUGAUCUUCUAGAUCUUCACAUACAUGUGAGUAAUGGUACAGGCUACCUGUAUGUAAUGUAGAGGAUCAGGGACUAAAAGUCUGUAUUCAGUUUAUGAAAGGUAUUUCCGUUCACCUUUUAAGCAUGGCAGGCAUAACAAGGCAACCAGAAACCAGGUUGUUUCAUGGAGUCUUGUUUUACUUAUGGAAAAUAGUCUGUGGCCAGGAAACUUUGGUUUAUGGAACUCAUAAAAAGGGACAGAAACUUUACAGAAAACUGAAACUCUUUACAGAAACUUAUAAAAAUGUUCGCUUAUUAACUGGAAGUCAUAGAUGUGAAGAAGUGGGAAGAGACAGUAAUAGUUCAUAAUUUUGUGUGCAGAAUCCUGUGUCUUCUUUUGAAUUGUAAAUGAGUUCCUGCAUCCCUGCUAGCUCUUCACACUUGAACCAUAAAUGCUGUAAAAAAGUGGAGGCUCUUGAUACUGUUCUACUUUGCACUUUCUUAAUCGUUUUAUAUAUGUUGCUUACAUUUUGUACAGCUGUGGCCCUCAACUGCUACAUAUUACAAAUUCAUUUUAAAAGUAUUUAUAGAUUUCUAUUGAUAAUAUUUGUGUUGUGUAUAUGAUGGUUAAGAAUUAUUUGGUAUUGUUGCUGUACAGAAAGCAAAAGAUUUUGUACAAUGCUUGUCUUGAAGAUACUAGCUUGCAAUUUCAGGGCAGUUUUUCCCUUUAUUGCAUGUAUGUGUAUAUUUCUUUUUUCCAGUUCAAACAGAUUUUGGCAAAAAUAAAUUAUGGCUAUAUAAUCAUUAAACUAAACUAACCCUUCACCUUGGGACCAACUUCAAGCUUCCCCAAGCAUAACUUUCUCUGACCAGUCCAGAACACUGCCAGCUCAUCUUCCAAGAACACCGAGGGGAAAAAAGGAAAAAUAUAAAGCUGACUGUAUCUAGCUGUGCAUGGAACUAAAAUGGUCACUAAAAGGAACGAGGAAAUAGCUUUUCUAAAAAGGAAAAUUAUUUUUUUAAAGACACAUAGGGUUGGUUUAUGAUAACACAAAAUGCUUCCCAUAUCCUAUCUGUAAAUGCCUCUGUCCUGGAACAACAUUACCAGUUUUUCAGUAUUUAAAAUUGGUCACUACUAAAUAGCCUUUAGUCAGCCUGUUAGCAUCACAAGAGUUAAACACAUGUAAGAAACUUAUUUGCACUUCAGUCUGUCAGCAGGUUGUAUGAUUAUUUUUUUUUAACCAUGAAUGUAUUUCUAUGAAAUGUAUUUUAUCUAGGCUGCAGGUAUCUUGUGUCUUGGUUGACUGAGAAUUACUGUUUCAAUAUAUACACACAUCCACACAGCAUUAACAUUUCAAAAGUGGAAUACAGUUUAAAUGGUUCAACAAAUUUGUGUUCUGGAAGAUCUUUAUUAUGUUGCACAAGUUAUUUCUUGUUACCAUUCACACAUUUUCUCUGAAACUGAGCAUACCUUAAGAAGUUCUCAAAAGCAGCAGAUACUGAAAACAAAGCCUAGAGUGGGCCUUGUUUUCCUUUCAAGAAAUGAACUAAAUGUGGAUGUGCUGCAAAAGACCAUCUUUAGCACACAGCAGCUUUCCAGACUUUUGGAGAGGUGAAGGAUUACAUCAGGCUGCCUUCAAAGCUGAGGAUUAUUUGCAAAUAUAAUACUUGCAACUAUGUAAAAAAAUUAUCCUUAUUUUUAAUGAAUUCUAAAUCCUUUUGUGAGAGCUUGUGGAAAUUUGGGAUGAGCAAGUAUGUCAUUCUUGCUAUCAAAAAUGAGGAAGUCAUAGUGUAUGGCUUCAAAACCUUGAUAGAGGUAACACAAAAUCCUAUGCUUGACUGAAGGACAUACAAGACAAGACUGAAGUGUGAGGGAGCAGCUUAUUUACUAAAUGUGAAGGUCCCAGAAACCUCUAAGUAGAUGCAAGAUAUUCAUGUUGAGAAUUGAAGAUUAUACUCCUAUGUCUGAGAAACAAGUUCAAAGAGAAAAAAAAGAAAAAGCAAGCAGCAUUUUGGCCAUGUCUGAUCCAAGACUGUAUUUAUAACCUCUACUUCAAAAAACAGGAUGUCUAGAGAAAGAUGACAGCCACAAUAGCAGUGAGGUUAGCAAGCUUGAUCUGUGAUUAUAGUUGUUUAGCUGGCCUGAGGAAAAAUGGCACAUAAGGAGAUUAACCUUCAACUACAUACAAUGUUACUUACCCAAGGCACAGAAAAGCUGUCACCAGUGGAAGAGGAGACAGAAAGAGUUACCCUGAGUGACACUUACGACAUUUUGAAAGAAACACAGAAAUUCAAGUAAUUUCCUUACUAAAUACUGAAUUAAUAGAUCAAAAUCUCUGCCACUCAAGAUCUCAGUGAAGGUCAGACACCCUUCAGGAACAGCUUUGACACAGAACUUUGGGUGAGAGCUAGAAGAGAAGACCUGGUAUUUUGUACCUAAUGCCACUGAAGAUCUUGCAAGGGGGGGAAAAAAAAAA